This is a messenger RNA of Vicia villosa (hairy vetch), 801 nucleotides long. RefSeq lists its product as uncharacterized. The record is from RefSeq and is a predicted model, not a curated record. Lineage: Eukaryota; Viridiplantae; Streptophyta; Magnoliopsida; Fabales; Fabaceae. The transcript has 2 exons. The coding region runs from base 1 to 801 and encodes 266 amino acids.
AUGGAGUUGAUCCACCAUGCUGGAUUAAUGAAGACUGUGGCCAAUUUCUCUAAGUGCUAUGAGAUCCUGGUGAAGGAAUUCAUAGUCAACCUCUCUGAAGAUUGCGUAGAUGGAAAAUCAAAGGAGUUCAGGAAGGUGAUAACGGCCAAGCAAGUAAAGAACUGGCCUUUGAAGGAAAAACUAUCAGUUGCGAAGCUCAGUGUGAAGUAUGCAAUGUUGCAUAAAAUUGGAGCUGCUAACUGGGUGCCAACAAAUCAUAAGUUAACAAUCUCAACUAUUCUUGGAAGAUUCAUUUAUGCUGUGGGAACCAAGUCCAGGUUUGACUAUGGCUCUUAUAUUUUUGAACAGACUAUUAAACAUCCUGGAAGUUACAGUGUAAAGGGCCCGAAUGCUUUUCCAUCUCUUCUGAGUGGGAUAAUCCUGAAUCAGUAUCCUAGCAUCCUGCAUGACAAUGACAGUGUGUGCAAGCGUGAAAAUGCUCUCUCUUUUCAUUACAAGCUGUUCCAAGGAACCCAUGUCUCUAAUGUUGGGAUGACAUCUGCUGGGACAUCCAAGGAAAAAUAUCCAACAAGGAAAGCUGCAGUAAUCGCCACUCUCAAGGAAACAUGCCAAGAGCUGGAGUCCAGAAAAUUGAAUUUAGAAAAGCUUAUUCACAAGCUUGAGAUGGAAGAAGAUACUGAGCAUGUUGAGGAAGAUGAAUCAGAUGCAAACAGAGAAGUUGAGAAAGAAGCCAGUCCCGAUGAUGGCACUGAGGAAGAUAUUGCAGAUGUUGAAAUCAGUGGCUCUGAGUCUGAAGACUGA